CUAGCUAAAUGAAUCCAGUUUGCUUUUAUAGGCUAACGCGUUGGACGUAUGCAUCGCCUCUGAGAUAUUUUUUGUUUGUGAUGUAAACCAAAAUGGACAAUUUUAAGUGAAUUUAUAUUGUUAUUGACAGAGUGUUGUGAAGAAUAUGCUCUAACAGUGCAAUACAGUUGUUAUACAAAAGGAUUGUGGUGGGAAUACGUGGAAACGAUCAAAAUGGCGUCAACGUUUAUCUUGCAGUUAUUUUUAGCAGCUAUUGUACCGGCACUAGCAGAUAUCCAAAUGAAGUUCACCAAGUACCCAGAGUCGGUGAUAGCACCCGUGGGUGCCAAUGUAACAUUCGAGUGCGAGGUCACUGUCCCUGGCGAGCGGCUGACUUGGCGGUGGGCCCUCCCUAAUCACACAGAGAGCAGUUGGACAGAGGUUGCUGGUGUCACCGACAAGAAUGUUCACACUAAACUGAUCGUGGAAGUAAAAUCAAAUACUGUAGAUACUUUGUAUCAGUGCGUCGUGUGGUACGGGCCAAUCAGUUUAGUGUCUGUGCCGGCGAAGUUGACGGUCGCAAAAAUGAUACCCAGCAAGAGUAGCACAAGGAAGCGAGUGGUGACCGCGCCACCUCAUAAUACCGUCGUGUUACACUGCAAGGAGCCAAUAUCAGAGCCACCUGCUGUGAUACAAUGGUGGAGAGAGAUAAAGAAUGUAAGAAAACAAAUAGAAUCCCGGCAUGGAGUGCUGGUUAUACAUAACGCAACUGCGGAUGACAGUGGAACGUACAUUUGUUCAGCCACAAAUGAGUUGAGCAAGGGUUCCACUCCGUCGGAGACCACAUUUUUGAAAAUUACACUAGACGACAGACACACUAGAUUCCUUGAAAGAGAGGACGAGUUUGGACCAGUGGACAGUGAGGGUAUAAUAUCGGUGUCCGCGAAAGUAAACGACACGGUACGGCUGUGGUGUGAUGCUGUGGGGUCACCUCCCCCGCGCAUAACCUGGAGCCACGAGAGGAAGGAUCUAUCGCAUGCCCACGGGCACGUGCUCGCUAUACCUGCUUUGACUGUAGCUGACGAGGGUGUAUACCAUUGCACGGCCAAUAGGCAACGCCGGUCAUGGAAGGUGGUAGCACUCCAACCACCCCGUUGGGAGGGAUCAGUGGGCAAUGUGAGUGCGUGCGAAGGCAGCGUCGCUGAAGUGGUGUGCGGUACACUUCACGGACAACCACCGCCGCAAGUGUACUGGCUGCUUAAUGCCAAACCACUGAAACUUGGAGCAGGAAUUCAAGCUAACGACUCAGUCCUUCACAUCGAGCGCGCGGAGAAACAGCACGCGGGCAUAGUGCAGUGCUUCGCGUGCAACCAGCUCGGCUGCGCAUACGACGGCACAUUGCUUACGGUCGUGCCUAUGCAGAUAUCUGAUGAGGAAUAUUUGGCUGAAGCCCCGAAGACAUUGCAUUCGUCACAACAUAAUAAAAAACAUAGGAAACGUAAACCACCAACAUUAGUACCUCCGUCUCGGCCAAAUAUAACACGGUUUUCUGAUGACAGCGUUAUACUGUCCUGGUCCCACCAAAAUAUUGGCCUACCUGUUGAAUUCUAUAAGAUUCAAUAUAGAGAGGUGACAAAUUCAAGUAACGGUAACGAUUGGCAAACGGACAAUACUCGGAUAUCACAUUUCACGCAUUCGUACCAAAUCGACGGACUCACGCCUAAUACUUAUUACAAGUUUCGUGUGGCAGCAGUUUAUUCGAAUAAAGACAAUAAACAAGGGAAAAGCAGCAGUAAAUUUUUCCUGCAGAAGGGUAGUUUUCAAGCGCCAGCCACUCCGGUGCUCACAGAUGUGGAGGCCAUUUCCACAAAUAGUGUUCGACUGUCAUGGACGUGGUCAAGGGAGGGCGGCGUGAUGCCGGACGGCUUCUACGUAUGUUACCGGACGGUGUCGAGCGCGGGCUCGUACGAGAAGGCGAUAGUGGCGGGCGGCGCGGCGGCGCGUUCCGUUGUCAUCUCGCACCUGCUGCCCGACACGGCAUACGAGUUCAAGAUAUGGGCCUAUACGGCGCAGGCGCCUUCCAAUUUCAGCAAGAUAAAGACUGCCAAGACCCACCGCGAGAGCGUGGUGGAGGAGUCGAGCCGCGCGGCGCCGUCGGACCGCGAGCCGGCGGCGGGCGCGGCGCCGCCCGCGCUGCUCACGGGCGGCGUGCUCGGCGCCGCCGCCGUGCUCGUGCUGCUCGCGCUCACCUUCCUGCUGUGCCGCCGCGCCCGCCGCCCCGCCGCCGACAAAGAAAAAGGAUCAGUACCUGAAAGUGGUGGUGCCAACGGCUAUAUACCGGCCAAAGUGCCUAUCACUAUUACGGCAAAUCCUAUGCACGCCGAGGGAGGUGAUGGUGGGGUAGAAAUGUCUUUUAUUCACAACAAUAACACUGGGAAUGAUGAUACAUUACCCCAUUCCAGGAAGAACGGCCCAGCACGGCAAUAUGUGUGAGACGAAAAAAAGAGACUUGAGGUCAGUAACCGCGAACAAAUUAGGUGUUGCCACAUUUUUUAUUUUAGUAGAAAUUGGCAAUAUUGUGGCGUAUUAUUAUGAAUAAAUUGUGAUACGAGUUUUGAAUAAGUAUAAAUCAUUAACACAGUGCGGGGACAUGCAACAGUACAAAAUUAUUUAAUUAUAAUGUAAUUUAGCAUGAAUGUAAAAUUGUGUGCCAAUUGUGAAAAACCAUUGUGUUUUCGGAUCUGAUCAUCACGAAGUUAUAAUUAUUUACAAUUAAUGCUAAUUAGCUAUAAGAUUUACAAUUAAUUUUAUUUAUUAUUCAACUGCCUCUAAUUCGUAGAGAUAGGUGUUUGUUAUAAAGUAAAAUAGAUCUGAUUAUGUUUCCAAUGGUACUAGUUAGAUAGGUACGUGUGUAAGUUUGUUACGCUUUGAUUUAUUAUUAUUUUAUGUUAUUUCAAUAUCAGAACUGUGCACUUGGAAGUUUUAUAUCUAACAUAGGAGCAAAUUAUUAGCAAAAAUGUUUUACAUGGCAAUGUACUUAAAAGUAUUCGUAAAUUAUCGUUGUUCUUUGAACUUGUUGUUUUGAAGUUCUCAACAGCUUAAUGUAAGGACUAUAAUGUAUUUAUUUAAUUAUCUAAUACUUAAUAGCUGCUAUUUAUUUGAAAGGUUGUGAUGGUGUCCAUAUGUAUUGCAUAAGGUUUUAUUUUAUCUAUGAGUCUGUUGUCUGUGGUAUCAACUGCGCCCACUUAAUUAAUUUAUCGUAGAACGGAAUGGCAUUGGUACGACUUUAUGAUUUUAUCGUCACGAUAUAGUAGGAAUAUAUUUUACAAUAUAUAAUAGUAUUAGUAGGUAAAUGUUUUAAUUUUGCGUGCACGAUAACAUCAAUUUGUGUAUUUUUAUGAUAUCGUGAUAGCACGAUACACGGAAUUUUUUUCCUAUGAAAAUUACUCAAAAAAUAAAAGUCUUUAUACCAUCGCCUACAUUUGGCCCCCAUAUUAUAUCAAGACGAUAAAAUCGAGCAAUGCUCUGUCGUGUUACGGUAAAUAAUAGAGGUACUUAUUAUCUGCCGUUCUCGUGAGAAUCUUUUUUUUAAUGGAUACCUCAUCAUGAAAAUUAUCUUUAUUAAAAAAAAUCAAGUUUUUUUUUAUAAUCCUAGCGGUUUUUUAUGUGUUUAUAUGUCAGUCACUUCUUUAAUAGGUAUAUGAUGAAGUCUUUUUCUAUGAAUAGAUUUCUUCUAACAUUUAUUAUGCAGAAGAUAUCUAAGUAUAUGUAUAUACAAAUAUUGACAGUGAAGUGUCAAUAACUCAGUAUUUUUUUAAGAAAUGGACGUUUUUUACGACUUUAUAGUGGAAAUAAUAUACUUUACGAUGAAUUCCGUAUAUAUAUUUAAUAGAAUCUCGCGAAUAAGAAUUUUAUAUUAUUCUAGAUAAACAUCUCCUAGUAGGAUAAUUAUUAUGCAAAUUGUAGGUUGAUAUAUCGGCACACUUUCGAUAUGACCGUAAGUAAUUCGUCAACUUCUCAUGCAACAAGUUAUUUUACAAAAGUAUAAAAAGACAUAAAACAAAUCAAAAGAUAUAAUGUGUAUUCAAAUUUGUAAUAUUUCUUUUAUAUUGAAGAAUACCUUUAUUUUUUAUGUCACGAAUAUUUCGAAUUCGUUGUGCGCCUACUUUUGACACUCCACAGUGUCAAAAGGUGUCAAAUUUACUCACCUAAUUUGACAUUUGACAGUUUAAA
Messenger RNA from Galleria mellonella (greater wax moth), 4212 nucleotides. RefSeq names its product interference hedgehog-like (gene boi). Gene Ontology annotation, biological process: cell-cell adhesion; axon guidance. Gene Ontology annotation, molecular function: protein binding. NCBI's taxonomy places the organism in Eukaryota, Metazoa, Arthropoda, Insecta, Lepidoptera, Pyralidae. Gene Ontology annotation, cellular component: axon; plasma membrane. Bases 214 to 2472 code for a protein of 752 amino acids. The record is from RefSeq and is a predicted model, not a curated record. The transcript has 16 exons.